CUCCCACCCACCCACUCACAACUCAUAGCCAUACACUUUGCGCUUGUCGCAGUUCCCAUAAAAACAAUAUAGAUUCAUUGGAUUCUCUCAAUGAGUCCGAAAACGCGGCCGGAAUGAGCCAUGACGCUACUCCCACCGCAGUCUCCGCUGCACCACCGUCCGACCUCCGCUACACCCGUUAUGACGGCGCACGCGAGGACGAAUAUGUCGCCGCCAUGCGGCAACUAAUCUCCAAAGACCUGUCCGAGCCGUACAGUAUCUACGUAUACCGGUAUUUCCUGUACCAAUGGGGUGACCUCUGUUUCAUGGCCAUGGACGAUACACAGCCGGACCCCAUGGUUGGUGUUGUGGUCUCGAAACUGGAACCGCAUCGCGGUGGCCCGUUAAGAGGGUAUAUUGCUAUGUUGGCGGUGCGCGAAGAGUAUCGCGGCCGGGGAAUUGCCACGAAAUUGGUCAGAAUGGCCAUCGAUGCGAUGAUUGCGCGUGAUGCGGAUGAGAUCGCACUCGAGACUGAAAUCACAAAUACGGCGGCCAUCAAGCUCUAUGAGCGACUGGGUUUUCUGCGUAGUAAAAGGCUGCAUCGAUACUAUCUAAACGGCAAUUCGGCAUAUCGCUUGGUAUUAUAUCUCAAGGAGGGUGUGGGAUCUAUCCGGACGUCUUACGAUCCGUACGGACCGCCUGCUGAUAUUCGACCUGAAAUGUCCGGUCCGAUUGCUCCUCCACCGCCGGCUUUGCUUCAUGGAAAUGGCAACCGAUGAUGGAUGAAAUCAAAUAGCCGAUCGCUUCUUUUUGUGAAUAGCAUAUAGACUACGCAAUUAUGACAAUAGACAAUAUGAGUGAUGAAUACAUAUAUGGGAAG
Molecule: messenger RNA, 859 nt
Organism: Aspergillus alliaceus
Lineage: Eukaryota; Fungi; Ascomycota; Eurotiomycetes; Eurotiales; Aspergillaceae
Product: peptide alpha-N-acetyltransferase MAK3
Exons: 2
Coding region: 114-758 (214 amino acids)
Biological process (GO): N-terminal peptidyl-methionine acetylation
Cellular component (GO): NatC complex
Molecular function (GO): protein-N-terminal amino-acid acetyltransferase activity
Source: RefSeq, a predicted model, not a curated record